AUGGAGAAGAUGAAGUGUGAGCUAUGUGACUGUGUGGCUAGAAUGUUCUGUGAGCCAGACCAGGCGAGUUUAUGUUGGGACUGCGAUGCUCAGGUUCAUGGAGCUAAUUUUCUGGUGGCUAAACACGCACGUUGCCUUCUUUGUAGCACAUGCCAAUCUCCUACUCCAUGGAAAGCUUCCGGUCUUCCAUUAUGUCCAACAAUUUCCAUCUGUGAGUCUUGCCUUGCUCGUAAGAAUAGCAACGGCUUUUGGUUAAGAGAAGACGACGGCGCAGAAUCUUAUGAUGAAGAUGAGGAAGAAGAUGAAGAAAGUGAUGAUGAAGAAGGGGAGAAUCAGGUGGUUCCAUGGGAUGCGUCUGCGGCGGCGCAAGAACCUCCGGUGAUGAGUUCUUCAUCAUCCGUUAGCAAGGGGGAGGAACGUUUCAGUUUGGUAGCGAAAAGGACGCGACAAGAUUCAGAUCUUAACUCCUCCGAUGAGGAAUCAAACGACUUACGACCUUUGAAACGGCUAACGAGAGAUGAAACCAGGCCAAGAUCAACGGUUGUGAUGAAAUCAACCUUGAAAACCAAACGACUGUGAUACACCAUUCUCUCAUCACUGUUAAUUGCUAACAGUUCAUCUUUUUUUAGUGAGUUGAGUUUAGUUCCCUUUAACGGCUUAGUUUGCUUACAUGUAUUCGUUGAGCCCUUCUGCUUAGCUGCUUAUUUGCUUUCUUUUUUAGUUGUAUUAUCCACCUAUCUAUAAUUAUGCUGAGAUUUUAUUUGUUUAAUCUAUUAGUAUGUUAUCUGUUAUGAC
Eruca vesicaria subsp. sativa (arugula) is the source of this 795-nucleotide messenger RNA. The record is from the annotation of a GenBank genome assembly. Lineage: Eukaryota; Viridiplantae; Streptophyta; Magnoliopsida; Brassicales; Brassicaceae.